Molecule: messenger RNA, 2544 nt
Organism: Episyrphus balteatus (marmalade hoverfly)
Lineage: Eukaryota; Metazoa; Arthropoda; Insecta; Diptera; Syrphidae
Exons: 1
Coding region: 1-2544 (847 amino acids)
Biological process (GO): DNA integration
Molecular function (GO): nucleic acid binding
Source: RefSeq, a predicted model, not a curated record
AUGCAUUAUUCGUGGUUAAAGUAUCGAGAAGGUCUGCAAUCACUCAACAACAUAAGAAUUGACAGACACGUAUUCGCCCACAGAAUUUACAAGGACGUACAGUUCCACGUGUUUGCUGACGCUUCUGAAAAGGCCUAUGGAGCAGCGGUAUAUGUCCGUUCUGUCAGCAAUGAUAACAUCGUAACGGUGCGGUUACUAUGCGCAAAAUCCAGAGUAGCGCCAUCCAAACAAUCAAGACAACAGGCGACUAUUCCCCGCUUAGAACUUUGUGGCGCUUACCUUGCUACAGAUUUGCUACUCCGGUUACAAAAAGAUCUAGAGAUAAGCACUCAAAAAACAUUCCUAUGGACAGACUCAGAAAUAGUCCUUGCCUGGAUUAAUUCAUCAUCGUCCGCUAACCUACCAAUUUUUGUUGCUAACCGAGUAUCGCACAUUCAACAAAACACGACACCGCAGCAGUGGCACCAUGUGCCGUCGAGGGAGAAUCCCGCCGAUGUGCUAUCACGUGGCAUAGCGCCUGAAAAACUCCAGGACUGUCACAUUUGGUUCUAUGGACCAAAGUUUCUGCAUGGCCCAGUAUCAAAUUGGCCACCUGCAUACAAGCCAGCUGUAGUGAACCACUUAUCUGCUGCAAUUGCCAUUCCAGAUCCGCCCCCACCUGAAGAUAUAUUGAUGUGCAUAAAUCACAAAAACUCCUUCAAGAAGGCAGAAAGACUGGUCGCUUACAUAUUGAGGUAUAAGCACAACCUCAAGCAAAAGGCCUUAAUAGCAAGACUUGAAAGGAACAAAGAUAAAUUAUCCGCCCAAGAAUUGUUAAACAAAUUGGCUGAAAUCAAGCUGUGGAGUGGGCCAUUAACAGUUGCUGAAAUCAACAAUGCAAAGAAGGCAAUACUGAAGAAAAUGCAGCAAAAUAAAUUCAAGGAAGAAUUCAAAAUUCUGAGAAAUGGAGCUGAACUGCCUAAACAUAAUCAGUUUAACAGCCUCACACCGUUUCUAGAUGAAGAGGGCCUGAUACGAGUUGGAGGGCGCUUAGAGGCAUCGUCACUACCGUAUGAUGCUAAGCAUCCCAUCCUCAUACCGCAUGAUCAUCCAUUCAGUAAAUUGCUACUGGCAUCGAUACACGAAGACAACAACCAUGUCGGUCCACAAACAUUGCUUUCCAUAGCUAGGCAAAGCGUUUGGCCAGUUAAGGGAAAGAUGCUUGCUCGAUCAAUCUUCCACAAAUGUGUUCAAUGUGCUCGCGCUUCACCAAAACUACUAACUCAGCAAAUAGGAAAUUUACCCACUCAUAGAAUUCAACCAGCAAGACCAUUCAUCAAUACUGGUGUUGACUUUUGUGGUCCCGUUUCAACACAUUACAAAAUAAGAGGCAAGAAACCUCAAAAAUCAUACAUUGCGAUAUUUUGUUGUUUUUCCACCAAAGCUUGCCAUUUAGAACUUGUAACGGAUUUGACUGCACAAGGGUUCAUAGGAGCUCUUAAACGAUUUAUGGCUAAAAGAGGUCAUUGCCGAAACAUAUAUUGCGAUAACGCAACUAAUUUCGUUGGUGCGAAGAAUCAACUACUGUCAGAACUAAUGGCUUUUUUGGAAUCCCCCAAAGAAAGGGAGAAAAUAUCCUCGUCCUGCGUAACGAAAGGUUGCGAUUUCCACUUCAUUCCACCACGUUCGCCUCAUUUUGGGGGUCUAUGGGAGGCAGCGGUCAAGUCAUCCAAGCAUCUACUACAGCACACUCUAGCAGGAGCUUCAUUAACUUACGAAGAGCUAGAAACAGUAGCUACCCAGGUUGAGGCUAUACUGAAUUCAAGGCCCAUUACUCCAAUGUCCACCUCUCCAAAUGACCUUACUGCUUUAACUCCUGGCCAUUUUCUAAUUGGAGAGCCGCUCGUCAACAACGUUGAUCCUGCAGCUGUACCAAACAAUACAGGGUUGCUCGCUCGAUGGAACCUUGUAAACCAUCUUAAAAACGAAUUCUGGCGUCGCUGGUCUCGUGAUUAUUUAAAUCAGCUUCAGCACAGGUAUAGAUGGAAAGAAAGAUGUGAGAAUGCUGAACCCGGUAUGAUGGUGUUAAUCAAAGAAGAUAACACCUCAAGCCUGAAAUGGCCGAUUGGACGCAUCACAAACGUGAUAACUGGUAAUGAUGGGUUAGUUCGAGUUGCUGAUGUAAGAACGGCCAAUGGGACAUUCCGGCGUGCCAUCCACAGAUUGGCUCCCCUUCCAGUUUCAAUUCCGGAUGAGGAAAGGGAAACGGAGGAUAACACAGCCCGUUGCUCAUCAAAUUCUGCACGCUCAUCCAACAAACCUGAAGACGACCCAGUGCCAAAAAAGAGAUUCAAGCCUACAAUUGCAUCCACAACCCUUGCUAUACUUUUGGCAUUUAUAUUUAUACCAAUGAUGGCAUGUAACCCAGUCAAAAUUCAGCCGUUUCAAUCACAGCCAGGUAUUUACUUCGAAAACUUCGGAACCUCAGCUCUGACAUCAAGCAAUUGGAACAUAGUCGCCUAUUAUGACAUGGACCCAUAUUGGACCGAGUAUAAUUCGAUUUAA